Molecule: messenger RNA, 2805 nt
Organism: Necator americanus (New World hookworm)
Lineage: Eukaryota; Metazoa; Nematoda; Chromadorea; Rhabditida; Ancylostomatidae
Exons: 27
Coding region: 1-2805 (934 amino acids)
Biological process (GO): cell differentiation; vesicle budding from membrane; gamete generation
Cellular component (GO): ESCRT III complex; P granule; multivesicular body
Molecular function (GO): ATP binding; RNA binding; RNA helicase activity
Source: RefSeq, a predicted model, not a curated record
AUGAACUCGACCACAGCCCAGCAACCUUUCUACAGCGGUUCGCAAACGUCGGGACAGUGGGCGGAUCUCUCUCCCAUCGGAGCACGAGGAGGAUUUACCGGUUUUGGAAACAGUGGCGGAGGCGCGACCGCCACUAACGGCUACGAUUAUGGCAGUCAGCAAGUGAAUGGAUUCACAAUGCCACCUCCGGGUUAUGCGCAAACGAUGCAGUUUACAACCUCCAAUGGUGGACCGCCUGCUAGCUAUCAAAACGGAUACCACCCGCAGCACCAUAACAUGUACUCUCAAAACGGGUAUUUGCAACCUCAGUGUGCGAUAAAUGGUUUGAACUCCGAUUAUAGUAACGGAGUCACCGCCGGCUACGUGACGAAAGGUUUUGGUGGUACAUUUGAUCCCAAAGAUAAAAAUUGUGGUGAUUUUGCCGGGAAUUGGAAUUGUCAAACCGCUGGUGCCGAUUCCGUUGAAAAAAACUUGGUUUCCAGGCAACUGUUCAAUAAUAUGAAUAGUGGUAUUAACUUUGAUAAUUACGAGAGCAUUCCGGUUGAUGUUAGCGGUGAGAACACGCCUGAUCCCAUAACUGCGUUCAACGAUGCGAAAAUGCAUGAAUGGAUUCAGCAGAACGUGGAUAAAAGUGGCUACAAAAAACCCACACCCGUCCAGAAGUACUCUAUCCCUACUCUCCUUGGCAACCGUGAUCUAAUGUCGUGCGCUCAAACAGGAUCCGGAAAAACAGCAGCAUUCCUUCUCCCAAUAAUUCACCAUAUUCUUGUAAAUGGUCCUGAAGCGAUACGCCCCUCUAUGAUGUCAAGCUCUGGUCGACGAACUUUUUACCCUGCUGCCCUCGUUCUUGCUCCUACUAGAGAGUUGGCUAUUCAGAUCCACAAAGAAGCCGCGAAAUUCAGCUAUCGUACCAAUAUUAUCACUGCUAUCCUGUAUGGUGGUCGUGAAAAUUACCGGGAACAAAUCAACCGCUUGCGUGGUGGAUGUCAUAUCCUCAUCGCCACUCCUGGCCGACUAAUAGAUAUCCUUGAACAGGGCUAUAUCGGAUUAGCUGGUUGUCGUUAUCUGGUGUUAGACGAGGCGGAUCGAAUGCUCGAUAUGGGAUUCGAACCACAGAUUCGAAAAAUUGUUGGUCAAGGAAUGCCACCGAAAACUGAACGUAUUACUGCCAUGUUCAGCGCCACUUUUCCGAAGCAGAUUCAGACUCUUGCACAAGACUUUCUUAAGCCCAAUUACGUGUUCUUAGCCGUAGGACGAGUAGGAUCUACCUCCGAGAAUAUUGACCAGCAAGUUUUGUUGGUGGAAGAGUUCGACAAACGGAAAAUGCUCCUAAAUAUUUUGUCAAGAGAAGAAAAUGCUUCACUAGUGCUUGUAUUUGUUGAAACCAAACGUGGAGCGAACGAACUUGCCUACGCACUUCAGCGGCAGCAGAUCAAUGCUGUUGCAAUUCAUGGAGAUUUGAAACAAUUCGAAAGGGAACGAAAUCUUGAGCUAUUCAGAAAUGGGACAAAUCCUGUUCUUGUCGCUACAGCGGUGGCGGCGCGAGGUUUGGACAUUCCAAAUGUUCGGCACGUUGUAAAUUAUGAUCUCCCUGGGGAUAUCGACGAAUAUGUACACAGAAUUGGAAGAACGGGUCGCUGUGGAAACACUGGACGAGCUACGAGCUUUUUCACAGAGAAGAAUCGAGCUCUUGCUCGAGAUUUGUCCCAGCUGCUCAGCGAAGCCAACAAGGAAGUGCCGGAUUUCCUCCUCAGAAUGGCUGCUGAAGGAAGGUCCCAAGGCAACAAUCGUUCGAUAAACCGACGUUUUGGUGGAUCAGAUCAGCGGCGUGGUGGUGGAGCCGGUAUGGGUGGGAAUCGUGGAGGAUAUAGUGGCCCACCAGCAAUUCCACCUACAAUUCAAAACGGUUUUGGUCCAGGAUUUCCAAUUGGUGCAAUGAAUGGUUUCGCUCAACCCCCACGUUUUCCUCCGCAGCAGAAUGGUUUUACCUCAACACAGACCCGUUUUCCGCCUUCGUUCCCGCGUGGAGCCAGUGCUCCAUUCAAUGGUGUUCCUCCUGUAGGAUUUGGACAGCCUGGCUUUGCAGCAGCCUCCAUAUCCGAAUGCCCGUGGAUUCGGCAACUGGCAGAACUAGGUUCUGCAGCGCUCCGAUGCUCUUUGUCCCUAGGUGGAACACCUGCGAAAGUUAUUUAUUGUAAAAAGUCACAUUCACCUCCAAAGAACUGCGAAAUCACCGAACAGGAUCAAGCUAUUUUGCAACUUAAAACUCAAAGAGACAAGAUCAAACAGUUCAUUCGAAGAAAAGAAAAAUGUAUGGAACGUGAGAGAGAAUUAGCUCGGCAACUGAUCAAAGAAGGGAGAAAAGAUCGUGCGCUUCUACUUUUGAAGAAGAAGAGAUACCAAGAAAAUGUCAUCGAACAGACUUUGCGACAACUGGACAAUAUUGACAGAAUGGUGCAUGAUCUGGAAUUUGCCGAAAUUCAACAAAGGGUAGUCGAGGGACUUCGACAAGGAAAUGACGCUCUUAAGAAGAUGAAUACGAUCUUUGACAUUGAUGAAAUAGAGAAACUUAUGGAAGAGACAAAAGAGGCAGCUGAAUACCAAGAGGAGAUUUCGACGCUCCUUUGUGGUCAGUUGUCUACGGCUGAUGUCCAAGAAGCCGAGCAAGAAUUGGAGCAAUUACUGGCGUCGCAGAUAGACAGUGACAUUAAAUUGCCCGAUGUUCCUACGCACGACCUACCGGAAAUACAGAAAGAGACAGUACGUCCAAGCAAAAAACGGGAAGCAAUCGAGGCGGAGGUGUAA